UUUGUUGCCAUAGUGACGGACGCUCGCCGCGGGUCCACUCGAGUAGCCGGCAGGGCCUACCCGCUGUGGAGCGGGCAUGGACUAUACCGGCAGCUCCUACCGCGGGGAGCGCGUCAACGGCAGGUUGGAAGGCACGGGCGCUUACACCCUCCCAACAGAAACCAAGUACAUGGGUGAGAUGAAAGAUGGGAUGUUUCACGGCAAAGGGGUCUUGUACUUUCCCAGCGGAAGCAAGUACGAAGGGACUUGGGACAAUGGAAUAUCCAUAGAGGGGAAAUACACUUUUGCAGAUGGUUUGGAGUACAAAGACGACCGAUGGCAUUAUUGCGAUGGCUACGACAGAAGGUUUUAUACAGAAAUCUGCAAGGGCCUGAAGCCAGCAGGCAUUUCCCAGCUUACAAACCUGGAUCCUCCUCGGAUCAUCCCAGCAGGCUGCUACGACUGUGGUGAUGGCUUCUAUAACCCCAAAACCAGAGUGGUUGUCGAUUAUAUGCGCCGGUUUCUGAGGAAUGCAGGCUAAAGGCCCCGCCCCCACCCUGCCCCCAGCUAAAGGACUCCUACUUUGACGUGAACUGGGGCCACUGAAUAGGGGGCAAUGGAAAAAGAAUGAACUUUUAAAAGAGGAAACAAAACACUGAUGCGAUUCUCAUUCCCAACGUGGAGAGCUGCCUAAUUGCACCAGGAUGAUAAUUUCCAGUUGAUUAAAGAGUAUUUGUAUUCUUUCUCUCCCCACCCCGCUCGACUCACCGCCACCACCGUUUUUAGAAAGAAGAAAUCGCAUAAGAAGGUGAAGAUGUGCUUUGGUGCUCAAAUUAAUAUAACCCAACAAUUGCCUUAUAUAUAGAUAGUAAUUACAACUCCAGGCUUUAAUUCCGCUUUAAAUAUGGAUGGAACACAAGUGUCCCUGCUCACCCUGGUGUUGCAGGGUUAUGGAAGCCGCCGGGGAUGGCACAAGGAGAUCGGUGUGGUUAACAAGCAGCUGCCGCCAAGCCAGAUCAGCAUCUGUGAUUUAAAUUGUUAGCUGCACAGUCAGGUAGAGUGUAAAAAGGGUGGUCGAGAGGCUGUUAAGUCCCUGGCCGCCAAUUACAAACAAUCAAGGAGGAGCCUGAACAUUCGUUCAGUACAAUAAACCCAGUUUGCCUUGUUUCAGGGGUGACUGCUGAAGAGGCUGCAGCUGCACUGAUUCAAAUACCCAGCAACUACAGUGAUUAUCAGGCAGCCUUCUCCUU
Molecule: messenger RNA, 1229 nt
Organism: Rhineura floridana
Lineage: Eukaryota; Metazoa; Chordata; Lepidosauria; Squamata; Rhineuridae
Gene: MORN5
Product: MORN repeat containing 5
Exons: 5
Coding region: 77-520 (147 amino acids)
Source: RefSeq, a predicted model, not a curated record